Molecule: messenger RNA, 5362 nt
Organism: Erinaceus europaeus (western European hedgehog)
Lineage: Eukaryota; Metazoa; Chordata; Mammalia; Eulipotyphla; Erinaceidae
Product: doublecortin domain-containing protein 1
Exons: 26
Coding region: 40-3894 (1284 amino acids)
Biological process (GO): regulation of mitotic cytokinesis; intracellular signal transduction
Molecular function (GO): microtubule binding
Source: RefSeq, a predicted model, not a curated record
UUUAGGUAUCACUAUAUAAUUCCAAUACUAGUGCAAUAUAUGAAGAAGUUAUUAUUUCUGGGUUUUAUUUUGCACAGAUAUUAUGGGCUUCAUUGUUUACUUCUGAUCAGAUCUCACUGUUUACAUAUUUUCCAGAUAGCAAUAAUUUUCCAGAUAGCAUUAAUUUUUUUCCUUCUUUUUUUUUUUUUAAGAUCUCCACUAAAUCCCAUUUUGUGCUUGACCUUUAACCAAGUGACUGCAUUUGCCAGAGGCAGUAUUACAGUUGCAUAUAAAACCGUCUUGGAUCCUAAUGCUGUUCUACUACCUGGAUGUGAUAAUUGGGAAGUUUGUAAGGGAUUUUCAGUUAAUUUCAACUGUACCAGUCAGCAGAUGCCUGAUCAAUUUGAAAAGGUGGACUUGGAGAACCAUUUCCUACAAAACAAGGUGGAUCCUAAUAUUGUCCUUCAUCCCUGUGUUUCCAUGGAAAAGCGAAAUUCCUCUAGUGAAGUGAGCCACCAACGGCAGAUAACACGGUUGACACUGUUGUCUGCAUCCAGUGUAUGGCUGAUCACGAAGACUGGAAUGAUCCUGAGCAAAGCGGUAACUCAGGGCUGCCUAGCUAUUGGUCAUCCAAUCAGAGUCAAGGCCACUGAGGGAACAUUACUAGAAGGAUACAAAUUAGUCCUGCAGAAAAGGAAUAAUGGAGAGGAUUCUCAGAAGUGGCUGUUUGGAACUGAUGGCUGCAUUUAUUCUAAGGCUUAUCCUCAGUUUGUUUUGACCUACCUAGAGGAGCUAAAUGCACAACUGGAUGUGACCCAAACAGAGUAUCACAUUGACCAGGGUGCCUGGACCUCAGAUCAUCAGCUACAUGGCAGCAACUUAGCAGAAGAGGAUUUGAAACAAAGUAUCAGUAUCCCUCAUCCAAAGCGACUGCCAGAAUCUUUAGACACCUGUCUGUUGCCAGAAGGCUCCCUUGGGGAGACAGAACAGCUGACAGUGGCGUUGGUGAGGAAACUGGAAGGAAAGCAUCCUAAGGCUUCUGCUCAGAGAUGGGCCAUAAAACAUGAAGGGACCAAUAAACCAGGGCAGUGGAGACAUUCCAGAGUUGAAAAUCCUGUCUGGAACAAGCUUACCUACAUGUGGCCAGUCCUUCCCAGUGGCCAACUUAAUGAGGAGUUUGAUUGGCCAAUAGAAGGAUUGCUUAUUCCAAAUAGUCCUCCCAUGAAGAAACCCAUCAAUAAGACCCCAGGCCAAUAUGCUCCUGUGAGAAUCAGAGUUUUGAGAAAUGGAGACAAGAACAGCAGCCGAGCCCUUACAGUUGUAUGUCCGGACAUCUCACCCAGACAGAGAAUGCUAACUGUUGACACUGAAAGGAAAGAGAAUAUAAAACAUGAUGUCACUAAAUAUUCUAAAUUAGAAACAAGCGAGACUGAAUUGUAUCAACUUUUGGAGAGGUGCACUGAAGUUUUAAGUUUACCUACUGCAGCUCGGAGAUUGUUUAAUGACAAGGGGAAGGAAAUCUUUGCUCUUAAAUUCCUACAAAAAGAUCAACUGGUAUAUGUUUCAUGUGGAGAACAGUGGAUCAAUCCUGAUCUGUCCAUUGCUCAGCAAAAAAAGAAAAUCUUUCUCAACAACCUAGCAUCAGAUAUAUCUAAAAUUCAGUCCUUCUGUAGAAUACACAAUAUAGAUGUGCUUGUGUUACAAGUCCAAAGUGACAUUGUAUCUGGAGCCAAGCUUGCUGUGCAUAAACCUGUAGCAGUUUUUGGAAAAGAGAAGCAAAUUAUAAAACAAGAGGAAAAUCAAAUGCAAAAACAUGCUUUAACUAUGAAAAAUGCAUCCAGUGAACCUCUAGAUUCACAUGCAAGAGCCCAUCUGAGAAUGAAGGCUUGUCACACGCUUCUCAGGUAUGCCUGGCAGGAAAUUCCUUAUGACUUUGAUGUGGAUGACACACUUCCAGAGAACAUGAAAGACAAGUUCUUUGAAAAUAAGCAGUCACAGAAGGAUUACAGUCAUUUGCCAAAGCAGGAUAAACUGCAGAAGCUUUGCCAUCAGCAAUUUGUAUACAGAGAUGGACAAAUUAUAAGCCAUUCUGCUCCUCAACUAGUCUUGGGAGUACAAGGUCCCAAUCUGCGUUCAGGCAUGGAAGUGAUAUUGGUGGAGAAAAAAUCUGAUGAUAAAUAUCAACACUGGAUGCACAAGGAAAGCAGCAGGACCUUUCACUUGAUGAGUAAUCCAGAUUUUGUGCUAGCCGUGUCUAUGACCAAGGCUACAAAGGAAGACCAAGGCUAUCCAGUCAUUGUUCAGAAAUAUAAACCAUAUAACAAUGGAACUUCCAAUCAAAAGUGGAAUUUCAUAGAAAACAUGAAAGCAUUCAUGGCCUUUUAUAGCACUGCACUGGAUAAGGAAAUCACAGCGGCAAAUUAUGCUGGUAUUUGUACAUCUUCUGUGGUUAAAGAAGAAAAUAUUAACCAACCAGGAUACUGUUACCUUUCACCCAAUGGAAAGAAGAAAACCAUGCUUUGCUUGGCAUGUGGACAAUCUAUGAGAGCAGAGAAAGGACUGAAACAGUUACUUCCAGGAGUGUCAUUCCUCUGUGCCUCAGGUUCCAAAGCUCACAAGUCCUUCUCAAGAGGCCCUUUCAAGGUCAUCAAUGUAGCCAAGACUGACUUAUCUUAUGAGGCUGAAAAAACCCUAAAAUAUUACGAAGAACUCCUGUUAUCUUUACGGAUGAAGAGCUACACGCAAGUUGUAUCUUGUGGUAGUGUGGCAGCUAUGUACCAUAAGGCAGUGAAAAUAAUUGCAUACAAAAAUGGAGAUGGAUAUCAGAAUGGAAAGUUAAUUGUGGCUGGAACAUUCCCCAUGCUUCUUACAGAAUGCACAGCACAACUUGGGCUCACUAAAGCAGCUACCAAAGUUUAUACCAAAGAUGGAACCUUAAUCCUUUCUUUGCGUAACUUGGUGUUAUGGGCACUGGAUGAAUAUUUUAUCCGGAAAGAUAUUGAGCAACAAGAAAAAGAUGCAGUUCCUGUUGGAACAGACAAGAUCCCUCCAGAACAUGUGAAAGAAAACUCGAGAACAAAAGUGAAAAACACAUUAUUUUCAAAGUCUGUGACAUCUGAUAAUUUGGAUGGUAUAGAUAAGUCUUUGCUUACUGUUAUCCUCAAAAAUCCUAUUGCCAUCUGGGUUUCUUCUGGUGAACCAUUUUUGCCUCCUAAUGCUUUGCAGAAAGCAUACAAGUUAGUAAAACAUAACUGGCAUAAAAAGGACAAAAUUUUGGCUGAUCUAGAUACAAUGAAGCACAAAAUGAGACAACUAAAAGGGCGGCGGGUAGCAGCAUGUCAGCCGGCCACCAUGGUUUCCAACAAAAACCCUUUGCAGCCGGUGGUGGUGGAAGGAGGCUGGACUGCGCAGACUCAAGAGGAAAUUAAACUCACUGAACUUAUAAAGCACACAGAGGCACACCUUUCUAAGGUCCAAGAACUACAAUCCAAGAGGAAGUCCCUAACUGCAACUAAAAUAUUAGCAUGUAAGCAGAGCAACCUGUAUAAGCAACCCAAUGCAAAACGAGUAUGGACAUAUCUAAAUGGAGGCAGACCUGAAGAUGGUACUUAUGCCUGGGGCAAAACUCUUUCAGAGCUACUAGAUGACUGUUCCUUUAGACUCAAAAUGCCCCACCCAGCCAAGACAAUGUACACCCCAGAUGGAGAGCUGAUUCAGUCCUGGGAUGAUGUAGAGAGAGACAUGGUCAUCUGUGUGUCCACAGGACAUGGCUUUAUAACUCAAAAAGAGUUAAACAAAUUGGUGGAAGUCAGAGCAAAUUAUGCAAGGAUCCGAAGGUUUCAGGGCCCUCAGGCCACAGAUAUUAUGGUGUCCCCAUCCAGGAAGCUGAUGUCUCUGGUACAUCUACACAAUUAAUUUCCACCACAGCCAUUAUGUUUUAUGCUAUAUAUUGCUAUCCUAACCUUUUUGUGCGUAUUUAUAUGCAUGCUACAAUAUUAUGACUAUUCAUAAUAUUGUCUCUUUUAUUAUGACUAUUCAUAAUAGUGUCUCUUUUAAAAGUUAUAACCAUCCAUAUUUUACAUAGAAUGCCAUUUAAUGUCUGAGACACUCUUCGAAAUGCAAAACCAAAAUAGUCAAGAAAGUGUUAGUAGUUAUCAUAGGUGUAUUUUCUCCCUAGGUUUUUGUUUUGUUUGUUCGUUCUUUUGCCAGGGCUUCACCACUCCAGACUGCCUUUUUCAGUUUGAAGGAGAGACAAUAACAGACAGACAGAAGGAGAAAACACCACAGCACAGGGAAUUAGGCGGUAAAGUAGCGGGUUAAGCGCAGGUGGCACAAAGCACAAGGACCUGCGUAAGGAUCCUGGUUCCAGCCCCUGGCUCCCCACCUGCAGGGGGAUUUGCUUCACUAGUGGUGAAGCAGGUUUGCAGGUGUCUAUUUUUCUCUCCCCCUCUCUGUUUUCUCCUCCUCUCUCCAUUUUUCUCUGUCCUAUUCAACAAUAAUGACGAAAAUAAUAACUACAACAGUAAAACAAGGGCAGCAAAAGGGAAUAAAUAAAUAAAUAUUUUUUACAAAGACACCACAGCACUAAAGAUUCCCCCAGUGCAGUGGAGGCCUUGUUCAAACAUGGAUUGCAUGCAUGGGAAAGCAGACACUCUAGCCAGGUGAACUACCUUCCCAGCACAAAAUUACUGAUUUUAACUGAAAUACAUAUAAUAUGUGUUAAUAAAAGUUUUGAUCCACCUAACAUGAUGUUUGACCAAAAUUGAAAACAUGGAUUAACCAUAAUAUUUUCCAAAAAGCCAAGCUAAAACGCUGCAUCAGCUAAACUAAAAUGAAAUGACAUGUGGUAACCAAAUGCCACAUGAAUGAAUCUUUUGUUCUAUAACUUCCCUCCAGUUUGACCUGUAGUGACAGUGUAGAACACUUUAUGGAGUAAAGCUAGAUGCCACUUGCUAGAGUGAAGCUGCAUAGUUCCUAACAUAUACAAUCUAAAGACUCAGUAAAAGACUUAUAGUAGUCGGGGGGUAUGCGAUAGCACACAGAGUUAAACACACAUAGUACGAAGUGCAAGGACCAGAGCAAGGAUCCCAUUUCAAGUCUCUGGCUCCCCACCAGCAGAGGGGAUCACUUCACAGGCAGUGAAGCAGGUCUGCAGGUGUCGACUUUUCUCUCCUUCUCUCUAUCCUCCCCUCCCCUCUCAACUUCUUCUGUCCUGUCCUAUCCAAAAAAAAGACUUAUAGUAACCAAAAGUCGUAGACCAUUUUUCUAAAAUAGGACUUAGGGAAAUAUAUGCACCACUAAAAAGUUUUUCGUAUCAUCAUGGGAGAUCCUCUUCAGUCUUAUGUUUUGAUUCUUCAAAAAGCAAACUUGUCUGUCAGUUUCU